Molecule: messenger RNA, 5571 nt
Organism: Dryobates pubescens (Downy woodpecker)
Lineage: Eukaryota; Metazoa; Chordata; Aves; Piciformes; Picidae
Gene: MAGI3
Product: membrane associated guanylate kinase, WW and PDZ domain containing 3
Exons: 21
Coding region: 86-4468 (1460 amino acids)
Biological process (GO): signal transduction
Cellular component (GO): cytoplasm
Molecular function (GO): protein binding
Source: RefSeq, a predicted model, not a curated record
GGGUCGCGCGCGGCGGCAGUCGCGCGGCAGCCGCGGCCGGGGUGCGAGCGGCGGCGCGGGGCGGGCAGCGGCGCCCGCGGGCGGCAUGUCCAAGACGCUGCGGAAGAAGCGGCACUGGCUGAGCAAGGUGCAGGAGUGUGUGGUGUCCUGGGGCGGCCCGGCGGGCCCCGACCCCGACCUCCUGCGCGGCGGAGCCGAGCGCGGCGAGUUCCCCUACCUGGCGGGCCGCUUGCCGCCGGCCGGCGAAGGCGCUCCGGGCCCCGCGCUGCUCUCGGGCAAGGCGCCGGCGCCGGGCGACGUUCUGCUGGAGGUGAACGGCACCCCCGUCAGCGGCCUCACGCACCGCGACACGCUGGCCGUCGUCCGGCACUUCAGGGAGCCAGUGCGCCUCAAGACCGUGCGCCCAGGAAAAGUCAUCAACAAGGACCUGCGCCACUACUUGAGCCUUCAGUUCCAGAAGGGCUCAAUAGACCAUAAACUCCAACAAGUGAUCAGAGACAAUCUCUACUUGAGAACCAUCCCUUGCACUACAAGGGCUCCCAGAGAUGGGGAGGUCCCUGGGGUAGACUAUAAUUUCAUUCCUGUUGAGCAGUUUAAAGCACUGGAAGAAAGUGGAGCCUUGCUAGAAAGUGGAACAUAUGAUGGUAAUUUUUACGGCACUCCGAAGCCUCCAGCAGAGCCCAGCCCUUUUCAGCCUGACCCAGUGGAUCAGGUCCUUUUUGACAAUGAUUUUGAUACUGAAUCACAGAGGAAAAGAACCACAUCUGUCAGCAAAAUGCAAAGGAUGGACAGCUCUCUCCCUGAGGAAGAGGAAGAGGAGGAGAAGGAAGCAGUUAAUGGCAGCGGAGGGAUAGAAAACAAAGAAAAACAUUCAGAUUCUCCUGACUGGAUGAAACCUGUUCCCAGCUACAACCAGACAAGCAGCUCCAUGGACUUCAGAAAUUACAUGUCGAGGGAUGAAACCCUGGAACCGCUGCCCAAGAACUGGGAGAUGGCCUACACGGACACUGGCAUGAUCUACUUCAUCGAUCAUAACACCAAGACAACCACCUGGCUUGAUCCACGGCUCUGCAAGAAAGCCAAAGCUCCUGAAGACUGUGAAGAUGGAGAACUCCCUUAUGGAUGGGAAAAAAUAGAAGACCCUCAAUAUGGCACAUAUUAUGUUGAUCACAUUAACCAGAAAACUCAGUUUGAAAACCCAGUGUUGGAAGCCAAAAGGAAAAAGCAACUGGGACAGACUGAUGUUGGCCCUUCAAAAUCAGGACCAGAGAAGUCUGUCUUCACCAGAGAUCCAUCCCAGCUUACAGGAGCACUGAUCCGGACAUCGCUGAAGAAAAGUACCAUGGGCUUUGGCUUUACGAUCAUCGGAGGGGACAGGCCUGACGAGUUUCUCCAGGUGAAGAAUGUGUUGAAAGAUGGACCUGCUGCCCAAGAUGGCAGAAUUUUACCAGGUGAUGUCAUUGUAGACAUAAAUGGAAGUUGUGUUCUUGGCCAUACCCAUGCAGAUGUUGUCCAGAUGUUUCAACUAGUUCCUGUCAAUCAGUAUGUGAACAUGACUCUGUGUCGUGGUUAUCCUCUUCCUGACGGCAAUGAAGACCCUGUGGUAGAUAUAGUGACAGCUACACCUAUUAUCAAUGGACCACCUGUGACCAAAGGAGAUGUUUGUGUGGCCAGCCAAGACUUAAUACCAGGAACAGUUGUGUUGGACCAGAAUGGAAAAAUGGGUCCCAUGUUGGUCAAUGGUCGUCUGAAUGGUCCUUCCAUGGAUACAGCUGAGCAGAGGAUCUCUCUUGCAUCUUCAGGAGCCUCUCAGCCAGAGCUGGUCACCAUUCCUUUAAUCAAAGGUCCUAAAGGCUUUGGGUUUGCCAUCGCAGACAGUCCUACAGGGCAGAAGGUGAAAAUGAUUUUGGACAGCCAGUGGUGCCAAGGCCUUCAGAAAGGGGAUGUAAUAAAGGAGAUUUGCCAUCAGAACGUACAGAGCUUGACACAUCUGCAGGUGGUAGAGGUGCUGAAGCAGUUUCCAGUAGGAGCAGAGGUGCCACUGCUUAUCUUAAGAGGAGGUCCACCCUCACCUACUAAAACAGCUAAAGGGAAGGACAAGCAGGACAGUUCAGGCAGUUUGGAAGCUGUCUGUGAUCCCAUCCCACAGCCGAUGCCCUUCCCACCCACUGCCGUGCGGCCAGGCUCUCCUAAGCUGGACCCUUCCGAAGUCUACCUGAAGUCUAAGAGUAUCUACGAGGACAAACCUCCAAACACCAGGGAUUUGGACGUUUUCCUGCGGAAGCAAGAGUCGGGCUUUGGUUUCCGGGUGCUUGGAGGGGAUGGACCAGACCAGCCUAUUUACAUCGGCGCCAUCAUCCCGCUGGGAGCGGCCGAGAAGGACGGCAGGCUGCGGGCGGCGGACGAGCUGAUGUGCAUCGAUGGGAUCCCUGUCAAGGGCAAGUCACACAAGCAGGUUCUGGACCUGAUGACCAGCGCUGCUCGCAACGGCCAGGUGCUGCUCACCGUCCGCAGGAAGAUCUUCUUCGGUGGGGAGAAGCCAGCGGAGGAGGAGGAGCCGCAGCCUGCCCUGGCACAGAAUGGCUCUCCCCGGCUGAACCGGGGGGAGUUUGCCAGCCAGCAGUCCCCAGAGGUCUAUGAUGUCCGUCUGCAGCGUAAGGAGAACGAAGGAUUUGGCUUUGUCAUCCUCACCUCAAAGAACAAACCUCCUCCUGGUGUGAUUCCUCACAAGAUUGGGCGAGUGAUCGACGGGAGCCCUGCUGAGCAGUGUGGGAAGCUGAAGGUGGGCGACCGCAUCUCGGCGGUGAACGGCCAGUCCAUCGUGGAGCUCUCCCACGACAGCAUCGUGCAGCUCAUCAAGGAUGCAGGCAACGUGGUGACUCUCACUGUGGUGGCUGAGGAGGAGCACCGUGGGCCUCCCUCAGGAACAAACUCUGCCAGGCAGAGCCCAGCUCCACAGCACCGGCUGCUGGCAUCAGCAUCUUCCAGCAUAGACAGGGGAGCCACAGAAGGGGAAGCUGGAAAAGAAGCUUCAAGCAGCUACAGGCUCUCCUGGCCAGAGCACAAGCACUUGGCGCAGUCGGACGCCAGCAUCGCCUCCGCCGUGGGCAGCCGGCACCCCCAGAGUCCUGGCUGCUUCCCAGUGGAGCUGGAGAGGGGCCCUCGAGGGUUUGGAUUCAGCCUUCGAGGGGGAAAGGAAUACAACAUGGGCUUGUUCAUCCUUCGACUGGCUGAGGAUGGGCCAGCUGUCAAAGAUGGGAGAGUGCAUGUUGGUGACCAAAUCGUUGAGAUUAACGGAGAGCCCACCCAAGGAAUCACUCACACACGAGCCAUUGAGCUGAUUCAGGCUGGAGGGAACAAAGUUUUGCUGCUGCUGAGACCAGGGACUGGCUUGAUACCAGAUCACAGUGAUUGGGAUAGUUACAAUCCAUCUUCAUCAAAUGUAAUAUAUGAAGAGCAGUCACCAUUACCUUCAUCCUUGCAUUCUGCUUCCCCAUCAGAAGUUUGUUAUUCACCAGUACCAGGAGAAGCUUUAACCAGAGUUCAGCUGUCUGAGAAACUGGAACAAGCAAAGAACACUGUGCCUGAAAAGAUUAGCACUUUAACCGAAAACCAUUUUGAGAUGAAGCCUCAGUCUUCUCCCCAGAGAACAAAGAACAGGUGGGAAUGUCCCUCCAGCCCUGGAUUCGAAAUCACAAAAGGUGGUUUGGAAUUAGGGACCAGAAGAGACAGAUCUGUAAGUCCAGACAAGUUGGUGGCUGCUGAGGGACACCCACACACAGGGUUCCACAGCCCCAGGAAAGGGGAUCCUGAAAAAACUUGCAGCAACCUCUCACUGUCUGACAGUUCCAGAAGGAGUGAAAGCAAACCCUCGGAGUCAGGGGUGAGCAAGGAGCAUUCUGGUGGAAGGCAGGGAAGGUCUGCCAGUCCCCCAAAGCAUCUCAGCAAGCUGGGAAAGGUGGAAGCAGUAAGCAGGUUACAGGAGUAUCAGGAGAGAGCAGCUGGUGGUGACAAGACGACUGCUGAGCAGCUGAGAGGUGGCAACGGUAGAACAGCAGCGACCAGGAGAGAGACAAAGCAGAAGACUUCUGGCAGGGCAGGAGGGUGGUCGCCAGAGCGGUGGCACGCAGCGCUCCACAACAACCUUCCCUUCAGUGACUCUAAGAGAUUAAACACAGCUGAAGAUGAAAGAUGGAAGAAGUCCAACCCUGGAGAGCCAGGUUCCAGCAGAUUCAAGACUUCCAGCCUCUCCAGCCUCCCGCUGCUUUCCCUGGAGAAACAAAGGUGGCUGGAGACACAGCAGGGAGAGAGACAGCCGCAGCUGCCCCACGAAACCAAAGAGGAUGGAAUUUCCAAAUCUGAGAACAGUUCUCCUGUCAAGAAAACACCAAUCACUCCUGGACCUUGGAGGGUACCCAGCACGUGUAAAGUCACCCAGGCAGCCGGUGUGGCUGAGAAGCGGCUGUGACGCUGCUCUCGAGCACGGCAGGCUCAGCGCCUCACCACGGCCCUUGCUAAGCUUUGUUUCUUUUCACAACGUUGGUUUUAUUCCCCCCCCCAGACUGGUUUAGAAAGGUGGAAAGUAUUUGAUUUCUUCUUAAGUUAUCUGAGCUGCAUGAAGGACCUUUUGGAUUGCUUCAGUGAAACUCCCUCCGUAAGCUGCUGUCCCUGUGUCCCUUCGAGGCGGUGUCCUGCUGCUCCCCACGUUGCACUGCUGCAGCUUUCUCAGUGUUGUGAGUUCCUGAACAAAAUUAUUUAAUGCCUCUGUUGCCAAUGUGACCAUGACUCACUUGUUCUUGUGCCAAGGUAUCUACUGUAGCCAGUCAGUCUCAUCCCUCUCGUGUGUUCCAGUCCCAGAAGGGCCCAGCUGGGGUUGGGAUGGCUGUUUCUCAAGAGCAUGUUGCAUGUUUCCAUCAGGCACUGCCUGUGUCCUCUGUGGUUCUGUGAGGAGAUGGUUGGUGAGUUGGUUCUGUCAGCUCCAGGGCAGCAAAUGACCCUCUGAGGCCCUGCAGGUGAUGUUUUGGGGUUUUUUUCCCUUCCCUUUUUAUACCUAAUACAGAAUCAUGUUGAUAAAGUUCUACUGGACACCCCCCCUGGGCUGUAAUUUUGCUUUUUAUCAACCCAGCAAAAUUGCUUUGGUUCCUGGAUGCACUUCUACCUGCAAACCCUUGUGUGGAAAGAGAACAUUCUGGGUUCUGUUCAGUGACCUCUUUCCUUCAGCUUCCCCUGCAGCCAUGACCACACCUCUGUUUUCAGCCUCCCUGUGCUGCUGUACUCUGAAGUCCCAGCUUUAAUUAUUUAUUGCUUGUUAGGAAUCAGCUUUUUCCCCACCCCCUCUAGAGAGAGCAAUUGACCAUAGGACAGAACCAGCUGCCAUCAGAGCUGCUUAAGUGAAGUACUCGUGUGUACUGAAGUGGCUCAUGUUUUGUGUUGAAUGUGACCUAAGAGGAUGGGGUGCAGGGUCUGGGAGGUUUUAGCUCUGGCUGGGGCUAGAAUGUGAUUAACAGGAGGGAUGUGACACCCCUCCCAGAGCCUGCUGCCAGCUCAGGCCCACAGCUGCAUUGAGGGGAG